AUGGAGAAGAUUAUGAAAACUGUAGGUCAUUAUGUAACUUUAGGUGUCAUUGAUGAGAAGAUGUGUACCUUUUUGAUAAAUCAGUCACCUACAACUCUGGUGCUUUAUAUACUUCCUAAAGUGCACAAAACUUUGAUUGAUCCUCCCGGACGCCCUAUUGAGGCCUCGGUGGAAUCUGUUCUAUCCCACCUGGCCAUCGUUCUUGAGAAAGUACUUACUCCUUUGGCUCAAUCUGAAGUGGUUCAAGGAUAUGACUGCUCGGAUAUAUGGCAAAGAAGUAAUCUUAGUACCAGUGGAAUAUACAUGAUAAAACCAAAGGAAGCUGAAUUCUCUUUCCUGGUAUACUGUGAAAUGUCUGAAAAUGGUGGCUGGACUCUAAUCCAAAGACACAAUGGAGCCGAUGGAUUAAGUUUUGAGAAAAUGUGGACAGAGUAUGAAAAUGGAUUUGGCAACCUCGAAGGUGAACACUGGCUUGGGCUCAAGUACAUUUAUGCCCUGACAAACCAGAAGGACAGGUCCUCCAAACUGCACAUCAGCAUAGGGGACUUUGAUGGCCAUGAAGCCUAUGCAGAAUAUGAUUCCUUUAGCAUAGGCAGUGCAAGCAGCUACUAUAAAUUGUCAGCAGGAAAUUACUCGGGUACAGCCGGAGAUGCCUUCCUUGGAGAUGGAAGUAACGGCACCAAUCACCACGGCAGCACAUUCAGCGCUGUAGAUCUUGCCACUGACAAUUGUCACCCAUUUUGUAUGGUUGGGGACAUCAUUUACCUCAGCUGUAGUAAACGAUUCAGUGCCGGCUGGUGGUUUAACGCCUGUGGAUCUGCAAAUCUGAAUGGUGUUUGGCGCUCACCACCAAGAUAUAGAUACUGGGCCUCAUCAGUGUCGUGGCCAACAUGGAGACCAAGCGAGUCCCUGAAAUUCAGUAAAAUGUAUGUGAUCUAA
This is a messenger RNA of Bufo gargarizans (Asiatic toad), 939 nucleotides long. RefSeq names its product fibrinogen-like protein 1. The coding region runs from base 1 to 939 and encodes 312 amino acids. The transcript has 6 exons. The record is from RefSeq and is a predicted model, not a curated record. Lineage: Eukaryota; Metazoa; Chordata; Amphibia; Anura; Bufonidae.